This is a messenger RNA of Chondrus crispus (carragheen), 2085 nucleotides long. RefSeq lists its product as hypothetical. Gene Ontology annotation, biological process: regulation of transcription by RNA polymerase II. The transcript has a single exon. The coding region runs from base 1 to 2085 and encodes 694 amino acids. The record is from RefSeq and is a predicted model, not a curated record. Gene Ontology annotation, molecular function: RNA polymerase II cis-regulatory region sequence-specific DNA binding; DNA-binding transcription factor activity. Lineage: Eukaryota; Rhodophyta; Florideophyceae; Gigartinales; Gigartinaceae.
AUGGAUGUCGACGCCGCCCUCGACCGCUACCUCCGCAACGCCGACGUCGCGCGAUGGCUCUUCGGCUGGGACCCCGUCCGCACCGUCACGCCCGACGCCAUGGCCGCCUCGUUUGUGUACGCCAUCGGCUGGGGCGUGUAUCCGCCAGGCGUCCCGCGCACCAUGAACGUCGAGGACAUGCUCAUCGUCACCGGCCGCGCAGGCGACUUCAUUCUUGGCGUCAUUUGGGGGCUUGGACAGCCCCACGUCUUCGCAAAGUCCCCGCUCAUGCUUAAUAAGAGGCCCGUUGCGAGGCGCUUCGCAGUCGACUUCUCCACGAAGGACGCCCUGGAGUUUAUGGAGUUCGAUACCUUCGAGGACGGCAAGAUCAUCGUCAUGUUCAGGCAGUUUAUUCAUACAUUGGACUUGUCCUUGCCGGUCGUUGCCACCGCCAGGCUCCACGCCCCAAGCGGCAUUGAGCAGACCCUCGGUCCGGUCCUCAUGAGGGCCGACGUGUUCGAGGCCGCUUCUUGUCCGCGCUGCGGUCAGGUCGGGAAGAGUUGUCUCUGCAGCUUUGAUAGCUACGCCCCGAGCUCAACCGUGCGCAAGUCCACCUACACUUGGAAUCAGUUUACCAGCUGCUUCAUGGCCAAGGCUCAAGUCGGCACCAUUAAGAUGCGCAUAACCGCCAUCCUGCCAGGCAUCGGCGAGCUGCGCAUCGUCAACAACGAGGUCCCCGUUCUCAACGUACUGCAGAAGGGAAACUCUGAGUACAUCAACCUGUGCAGGACAAAAGCUAUCCACGGUCUCGGUAUCACCGUCAUCAUGCCCAGGACCGAUACGCUUGUCAUGGCGAAGAGUAUCGAGAAUGACUUCAUCGACCUGCAUAACAGCUACGUCACUCGCAAGCGCGUUCGUGAAACCCUCGACCCCGGCGAAGACGACUUUAUCUUAGAUACUGCACUGCGACCCACACCUUAUGCACUUGGUAACACACAAGUCACCGACUUUCUACAUCCUUCCCUUGCUCCCACUACCUCUGAUUCCAUCGAGUCGGUCGACGACUUCGUCUCCAUCUUUCCCGGCAUGUCCGCAACGGCCACGUCUCUGAACCAUCCAGACGCCAUGGCCAACGCGCAAGACGUCCUUCUGCAGCAGGCCACUGCCCCGCUACCCGAGCCAGAGCUUCCCUACAUAGACGCUUCGUUUGAUCCGUUUGGAAAAGCCUACAUUGACCCUACCCCAGAGAUCGAUUUGAGCCCUAACUUCACCGCCACCUCCGGCAUGGAUUAUCCCAGUCCCUUGGAGCAGCCGCUGACAAAACCCGACCUUCUUGACCCCAUCGAAGACAUCUUUUCCCCGCUCGAGUCACAGACGCUCACCCCUCCCAAUCUUACCGCGUUGCAUGACCCCAUCCCGCUCGAGUUGCUCGACACUUCACUGAAUACCCCCAAUGGGUUAGAGACAAGCAAGGGCGUUUGGUCCUCAGUUGUAUCGAGCGAAACAUCUGCGAGGGAAGCGCGUGUGACGCAGGUUGACGGUAGCGGGAAGCAAAUCCGGACUGCUAGCCGGAAAAAGCGUGCCAAGCGACACACCAACGAGACUGGCGGUGAUGAUGAGCGCAAGCACAAAUGCAGGACCUGCGAGUCCAGGUUCAAGAACCGCGGCGAUCUCCUGCGCCACGUGAAGGUUGUGCAUGAGGGUAAGCGUAUGUACUUAUGCGAAACGUGCGGCAAGAGCUUUGGGCAUUCUGGUCACUUGAACCGCCACAUUCAGUCGGUGCAUCUUCACCAGAGGCGGUUCAAAUGUCAGUUCUGCCAAUAUGAGUUUUACCAGGCUUCGCACCUGCAUAGUCAUAUCGGACACAUCCACGGCAAGAAGAAGACGCUCAGCUGCAAAGAGUGCGGGUACAGGGCGUCGAGUCGCAACGCGCUCAAGACGCAUAUGACGAAUGCGCACCCAUGCGAAGAGGUGACGAUGCAUGGGUGUGCAUUCGCUGACUGCCCGGGCACGUUUGAGAACGAGAAUGAAUUGAAGAACCACAUCAGUGAUGUUCACGGUAGCACUACGAAUAGCAAUGUGCUGGAGCUUGCAAGAAGAAGGUAG